AUGAGUAGUAGUUUUAACUAUCCAGACUUCUUACUGGAAUCAAAUAAUGGUAAGAAUAGUCAUAAUAUUAUAAAUAAUGAUAAUACCAAUACUAAUUCAAAUACUAAUACUGAUACAAAAUUUUCAAAUCAACAUAAUGCACCAAAUACAAAUACUUUUAAUAAUAUCUUAUUUAAUAAAUUAUCAUUCUUAGAAGAAUCAAAUACUCAAUCUCCUAUUCAACAUCAUAAAGAUUCUUUAAGUGAAACUUCCGAUAAUUUAUCAAAUAAAUCUCCCACAUCUGGUCCUGUUACAAAUUCAAAUGAUUUAUUUACAAGCUUAGAUUCUUUUAAUUUACCAGCAGAAUUACAAGGUGGUAUAGGUACAAUUAGUUCUAGAAGACCUUCCUAUGCAGCUGAAACUUUUACUAGAAAUGCUCAACAAUCAAUAUCUUUCCCAUUAUUAAACCAAUUCGCUUUACCUUCUACAUUACCUCAGCAACAACAACAACAACAACAGCAACAUCAACAAUCUCAAUUCUUUAAGUCCCCUAAUCAAUUACCUUCAGCAUCGCCUUCUUCACAUUUUUUUAAUAGUUCGAAAAUAAAUUCAACUCCAUUUAAUCUUCCUCCUUCUGCAGCAUUUCAAACCCAACCUUAUCAGCAACAUUCCCAAUCAGUUCACCUUCAACAACUUCCUCAAGCAAUCAACCUUAAUCAUCAAUUGGAUCAAUUGAAUGAUAACUUUGCAAAUAAUUUCAAUUUGAAUGCAAAUUUCAAUGAAUUUCAACAGAGAAGGCCAAGUCAAUUGGUGGAAUUUCAAUCCAAUAAUUAUAAUUUGAAUGCGUUACAGCAGAAGCAACAAGCUUUUCUUCAACAGAAGCAACAACAGCAACAGCAGCAGCAGCAGCAACAGCAACAACAGCAACAACAACAGCAACAACAACAACAGCAGCAACAACAGCAACAACAGCAGCAGCAACAACAACAACAAAAACAGCAGCAGCAGCAACAGCAAAAACAACAACAACAACAGCAGCAACAACAUUCUUUCUAUAAUAAUGCACCUCCUCAUUUGUCAAUCGGUACUAACAUUAACUUCUUAAACCAACAAAACCAACAACAACAGACUCAGAAAACAGCUAAUUCAAAUAAUUCUACUUCUAAAAACACUAACACUAACACAAACACCAACAAUAAUCUCGGAACUGGUUCCAUUUCUUCUGGAUCUUCCUCAGGUCAACCCAUAAAAUUAGAAAAUGGUUUAAUUCUUAAAGAUCAAUAUAUCAUUGCUUCUCCAGAUUUGAAAAGUCUUUAUUUAAAGACCAUAAAGUACUUUCAAAGUCCUGAAUUAACAAAUCAAAUUAUAAUUGAAAUCAAUAAAUUAUUACAGAAUCCGAUAAUUGUUAAAUUGAUUACAUUUAUAAAGAAUCUUAAUAAUUUAACUUUUAAUCAUAAGAUUUUAUGUUUGGUUAUUAAUAAAAAUGGUAAAUUUGAUUUAUUAUCUUAUCCAAAUAAUUCUAAUAUCUUUUUACAAAAGAAUGAUUUAGUUAUUGUUGAUGGAGAUCGUGGAAAAGAUUUAGUAAUGAUAGUUGAACCAUUAAUUAAUUUGAAUUUUGCCAUUUUAUUUAAUUUCCUUAAGAAAUUAGAACAUUUAAAAAGUUUGACUAUAUUGGAUAAUGCUUUAAGUAAUACCAAUACAACUGCUGCUACUAGUAAUCCAAAAAUUAAUGGAACUCAUUCAACUUCAUUAAAUGCUUCUCAAAUUAUUAAUAUUCAUCUGAAUGAAGAUAAUGAAUUUAUCAUUACUUUACCAACCAAACAAGUCUUAAGAUUUGCAACUCCAAAGGAAGUUCAUAAGAUUAGUGGUAAAUUUUUAGAAGAAAAGAAGGCAUUUAUAACAUGUUUUAAUAAGAUUAAAGAAUUAAAUUUACAAUCAAAUUUAUCUUUAAUUAAUGUUGAAUAUCAAUCUGAUUUUAAAAAAUUAAUCUUUUAUUAUUAUGCCAACUUUAAAAGAAUUGAUUUCAGAGGUUUAAUUAAAGAAUUAUUCAAGAUUUAUAAGACGAGAAUUUGGUUAUGUGCGGUUUUACCAUAUAAUAAACCUGAAUUAUAUGUGACAAAUUAUAAAUCUGAAGAUGAGAAACACGAGGAAGAACAUUCAGAGAAAGAUGAAAAUACUGAAGAAGAAAAGAAUAAGCCAGAAGCUACUGUUGAUUCUAAUGAAGAUGUUAUUCCUCAUGAAUAUGAAUUAACAAAUGAUCAAAUUUUAAAAUUUUCAAUAAAUGAAUUUGAGAAUUUAGCAUCACCAAAUUAUUUCCACCUGAAAAAUUUAUCAAAUUUACUUAAGCAUUUGAACAAUGAACUUGAAGGAUACUUUUACGGUUUCAACUCCAAUAGAAAUGAUUCAACUUCUACUAAUCCUUCUACAUUAUCAAUUAAUCCAAAAUUCGAUCCUUUUGGUGACUCUCGAUAG
Messenger RNA from Scheffersomyces amazonensis, 2451 nucleotides. It is a transcript of the gene PSP1, whose product is annotated as Psp1p. The coding region runs from base 1 to 2451 and encodes 816 amino acids. NCBI's taxonomy places the organism in Eukaryota, Fungi, Ascomycota, Pichiomycetes, Serinales, Debaryomycetaceae. The transcript has a single exon. The record is from RefSeq and is a predicted model, not a curated record. Gene Ontology annotation, cellular component: cytoplasm.